Didymodactylos carnosus is the source of this 2316-nucleotide messenger RNA. The record is from the annotation of a GenBank genome assembly. Lineage: Eukaryota; Metazoa; Rotifera; Eurotatoria; Philodinida; Philodinidae.
AUGGCACACAAUAUCCCCAGCCAUCAAGUCAAACAAACAGUUUGUAUCUUUUUGAUUGUUUUCACUACCAUUAAAAACGUUAUAUUUCCUAUAGAUUAUGAUUCGGCUCUUCAAAUUGCUGCGGCAGCAUUGGCCAAAAAUACGCCAGGAUCACAAUCAUCCACGCCGAUUUCUUCUGGAAAGGGGGCCAAAUGGACAUACAAAGGUGGUGCACAAAAUCAACGGAAUAAUCAACAAAAUUCAAAAAAACGGUAUCAGCCAUCGUCAACUAAUGCAAAUGCACAAAUUCAUUAUUGUGAAAUAUGUCGAAUUUCAUGCGGUGGACAACAAACAUAUCAAGAGCAUCUUAAUGGAUCUAAACAUAAGAAAAAAGAGCAAGCAUCAAAAUCAAACCAGGAACUACGAAAUAUGAGUACCAAACCUGGUGUUAAUGUAUUACGUUGUGAACUAUGUGACGUCACGUGCACCGCAGCUGAAGCAUAUAAAGCUCAUAUAGAUGGUUCAAAACAUCAGAAAGCUCUAAAACUUCAUCAAAAACUAGGAAAACCAAUUCCAUCAUUCGAACCACAAAUAUUGAAUAGUAAUCUUUCAAACAGUAAACCUGAUAUUCAUGCAACAACACCAGCAGUAAUUCAAGCAAAACCAAAAUUUAUUGUAAAAUCGCCCGUGAUAACUGCUCAGCAACAAGUUAUUCAGCCUGUCAAUUCAGAAAUUGUACCUGUUGAGCAACAACAACAGCCCGCACAAAACAAUGCAACAAGCGAAGAUAAUAAUAGUACACUAGCGAAAUUAUUAGAAAUGAGUAAUGUAAAACCAGUUGGCGUUGAAUAUAUUGAAAUGAGUAAUGAUGGAACAAAACCAGUGAUGUAUCAUUGUAAAUUGUGUGAUUGUAAAUUCAAUGAUCCAAGUGCCAAAGAUAUGCAUCUCAAAGGUCGACGUCAUAGACUUGCAUACAAGAAAAAAGUUGAUCCAAGUCUUCAGGUCGAUAUGAAGGCGUCGAAUUCAAGAACUGGUCGCGUUGCUCGUUCUCCUCAAGGACUACCGCCACCAUUACAACAUUUUCGCAAUCAACCGGUAAAAUAUGCAAACAAUGUAAACAGACCCUCAGUACGGCCUCCAUUUAAUAAUAAUAAUUUUAAUCAAAAUCAGAAUAGUCAAAAUAUGAGAGACAAUCAAUUUUGGAAUUAUCCUGUGAAUGCAAAUCAAUUUGGUUCAUCACACCAAACACACUAUUCUAAUAAACGAUUUGAAACAGAUGAUGAUAAAUAUAUAAUGAUGAAACAUCAACAAAUAUAUCCAUCCGACAAUAUGUUACAUAUGAUCCAACAGUUUGUAUUAGCUACCGAGAAAGCACUAAAAGCUUCUUCUGAUAUAUUACGCACAAAUUCAAUAAAUAAUAAUGAACAAAAUGAUUUACCUAUCUCAUCAAACACACCGGCAUUAAAUCAGGCACCAUUGUUAGGUGUUGCACGUACAGAAAUAUUAUCAAAAGGUUUGCUUAUAAAUACGGAUCAAAUAUUGUCACUUAUUGUUUUAUGCGCAUCAUGGCCAACAAAAGUAUUAUUUAAUAACAUUGCUAGUAUGUUACAAGAAAAUUUUGAAGAAAUUUGGCGUGAUAAAAUAGAUGUUGAAUCGGAUAUUGAAAAUGAACGAAUUUAUGUUAAAUCAAAAGAUGAUUUUAAAUUAAUUAUAUCCAUUGUCUUAACAUCACCAGAAUGUGAAUCGUCAUUGAAUCUAGUAUCAUCACAUUUGGCAAAUACGUCACCAUCUUAUUUAUUAUCAAAGAAAUGUUGUUUGGAUUCAUUAUGUGCCUUGCAUUCUGCAAGAUGGUUUCAGACACGUGUUAGUCAUUUACAACAUGCUGCCAUAAUUAUAAGAAUUUUUCGUUAUAUGACAGAAACGUCAAUUCUAUGGGCAUCACUUAAAUAUGAAGUUAUUGAACUUAUUGUCGAACGUAUACUGCGUGGAACACAUGAUCAACAACAGCAACAAAUGACAAUUAGUUCGGUAUUUAGGCUUGUAUUGGAAUGUUUAUCGUCCGGUUUAUUAUUACCAGAUGGACCAGGUCUAUUAGAUCCAUGUCAAAAAGAACCAAAAAAUGCAUUAGAUUAUCUAACUGUUCAACAAAGCGAAGAUAUAACGUAUGCAGCACAGCUUGCCUUAAGAAUGAUGGCUUUUGAACAACUUCACAAAAUACUUGAUUUGGAAGUUUUAAAAUCGGAAACAAAUAUUGAUGUUGGACGAAAACGACCACAUCCAGAUGAUGAAUUAGCAGAAACGGCAAAUAAAAAACGUAUGGAAGCAAGUGUCGUUUGA